CACCAGAAGCAUUCACAUAGGAAACGAACAAUGUUCACUGAGGACCAACUGGAAGCCUUGGAAUUCUUGUUCAGUCAGAACCCUUACCCCCCACCCAGCCUGCAGAAGGAGAUGGCCUUGAAACUGGGGAUCCACCCGACAGUACUCCAGGUUUGGUUUAAGAACCACAGAGCGAAACUCAAGAAAGCCCAAUACAAGCACGUGCAGCAAAAACCAGAACCUGAACAAGAGCAUGUAGCUGGGGUGGACCUCAAGACCAGCUCUUCCAAGAGAAACAUGGCUACAUCUCCAGGAUUCUCUCAUGGUGCCUACCCUGCGUCCCUGGUUUACACAGAUCAUCCAAUACCUUCCUUCCAACUCCGCCUAUGCCCCAAUUUGAAGGCUCUCCCAGACCAUUCCAUUGGCCACAAAAUAGUCCACUUUGGCUGCUGUCAAGAUCCUAAUAUCUACUCCCUUUGUCCCAUUUUGGAAUCACAGAUUCUUUCUGCAAGUUUCACUGCUAAUCCCUUUGGUUCUACAUCACCACAAAGAGCCUUAUGA
Messenger RNA from Prionailurus viverrinus (fishing cat), 540 nucleotides. RefSeq names its product divergent-paired related homeobox (gene DPRX). Gene Ontology annotation, biological process: regulation of transcription by RNA polymerase II. Lineage: Eukaryota; Metazoa; Chordata; Mammalia; Carnivora; Felidae. The transcript is spliced from 2 exons. Gene Ontology annotation, molecular function: DNA-binding transcription factor activity, RNA polymerase II-specific; RNA polymerase II cis-regulatory region sequence-specific DNA binding. The coding region runs from base 31 to 540 and encodes 169 amino acids. Gene Ontology annotation, cellular component: nucleus. The record is from RefSeq and is a predicted model, not a curated record.